AUGGCUUUCAGGCGUCCAUUGACGCUUUCCACAGGGUCAGCGUCCCUGCUAUCAUCCGUGGCAGCUACUGCUCGUACCCGCAGCUCUGCGCUUCCUCGAUUCACCUCUAUUCGUGCAUCAUCGAGCUCAACCUCAGCUCUUGCCUACAAGGCAUUGCACCCGGUUUCAUCUAUUCUCUAUGAGACUCCCGUGGCUCCCAGCAACCCACCCAAGCGGCACAUCCUGAACUGCCUCGUGCAGAACGAGCCCGGUGUGCUGUCCCGUGUGUCCGGUAUCUUGGCUGCCCGUGGCUUCAACAUUGACAGUCUGGUGGUGUGCAACACCGAGGUUGAGGAUCUCUCGCGGAUGACCAUCGUGCUACAGGGCCAGGAUGGCGUCGUCGAGCAGGCUCGCCGCCAGCUGGAUGAUCUCGUCCCUGUCUGGGCUGUGUUGGACUACACCGAGUCCGCUCUUGUGCAGCGUGAGCUGCUCCUGGCCAAGGUCUCUAUUCUUGGCCCCGAGUUCUUCGAGGAGCUGCUCCAGCACCACCGCGAGAUCACCACCUCGCCGGGUUCCCUGGACCACAAGAACACUCAGAACAGCCAGUCUACCCAGCAAUACCACCCUCGUCACCUUCCCCAGAGUCAGGCCUUGCGUCACAAGCACGAGCACUUGGAUGCCAUCACCCGCCUGACUCACCAAUUCGGUGGUAAGAUCUUGGAUAUCAGCACCAACAACUGUAUCGUCGAGGUCUCUGCCAAGCCUACCCGUAUCGAUUCUUUCCUCAAGCUGAUCGGUCCCUUCGGUAUCCUUGAGUCUACCCGCACUGGUUUGAUGGCCCUUCCCCGGUCCCCUCUUAGUGAGCCCAACGAGGAAAUCGAGAAGGAUGCUGCCGAUGUUGUCGAUGCCAGCACUCUGCCCCCCGGCUAA
Molecule: messenger RNA, 909 nt
Organism: Penicillium bovifimosum
Lineage: Eukaryota; Fungi; Ascomycota; Eurotiomycetes; Eurotiales; Aspergillaceae
Product: acetolactate synthase regulatory subunit
Exons: 3
Coding region: 1-909 (302 amino acids)
Biological process (GO): branched-chain amino acid biosynthetic process
Cellular component (GO): acetolactate synthase complex; mitochondrial nucleoid
Molecular function (GO): acetolactate synthase regulator activity
Source: RefSeq, a predicted model, not a curated record